This is a messenger RNA of Gasterosteus aculeatus aculeatus (three-spined stickleback), 1443 nucleotides long. Its product is annotated as forkhead box protein D2-like. Lineage: Eukaryota; Metazoa; Chordata; Actinopteri; Perciformes; Gasterosteidae. The record is from RefSeq and is a predicted model, not a curated record. Gene Ontology annotation, biological process: cell differentiation; regulation of transcription by RNA polymerase II; anatomical structure morphogenesis. Gene Ontology annotation, molecular function: DNA-binding transcription factor activity, RNA polymerase II-specific; RNA polymerase II cis-regulatory region sequence-specific DNA binding.
CAGCGCAUGUUGGGGCCGCCGUGCCACCGGACACAUUUAGGACCAUGACCUUGCAAGGCAAAGUCGUGCGGGAGACGGACGGAGGAGAGGAAGUGGACAAGGGAACUCUUCCAGCGACAGAGUCCAAACGAAGCGCUCCGUCAUUCGGGGGAGUGCGGCAGGAGGGAGACUCUGCGGUCCGGCUCCAGGAGGCUCCGGACGGGGUGACCUUCCCGGUGAAGCCCCCGUACUCUUACAUCGCUCUCAUCACCAUGGCAAUCCUUCAGAGCCCGAGGAAGAGACUCACCCUCAGCGAGAUAUGCGAUUUCAUCAGCGAGCGCUUCGCCUAUUAUCGGGAGAAGUUCCCCGCGUGGCAGAACUCCAUCCGGCACAACUUAUCCCUGAACGACUGCUUCGUCAAAACGCCCCGGGAGCCCGGGAACCCCGGGAAGGGGAAUUACUGGACCCUGGAUCCCAUGUCGGCAGGCAUGUUCGAAAACGGGAGUUUUCUCCGUCGGCGGAAACGCUUCAAGAGACAGCACCUGUUUUGGGGCGCGCGCAAGGAGCUCAGGGCGAAGGAGCGCGGCGCGCUGCCGGCGUUUCCUCUCCUCGGAGCGCACAGGGUGAGCUACUUUCCCCCCCACGGCCACGGCUUCUUCCACGAUCUGGGAUUAAGGGCUAGAUUCAGCCCACAGACUGGUCCCGUACCAGCACUCUCCUCGCUCCUCUCCAAGAGCUUCCCCUCGUGUCUGCGCCUGGAGCCCUGCGGCCCGGGACGCUACGCCGCUGUCCCGAGUCCGUGUCCAAGUGGCACCGAGUGGUUCCCAACGAGGCCGUUCCUCAGCUGUCCGGUCCCUCCACUGGGGCCCUAAAAGGUUCUUCUAAUUUAUUGAUGCGAUGGCCGGCAGUCGAUGAAUCUUCUUGCGUUCAUUUUGAGAAUAAACCGCAAUGUGUCCAAAUACAGCUUUGAACGAGGUGAUGGAAACGCCUGCAGACCUCCAAUAUAUUUUGGAAUGACCGGUACUGUGCAGGUUUUAAUAUAUGUUUAGGCCUACUAUAUGUAAUAAAACGUGAUUGAAUUUGCAGAUUUGGUAAGAAGGAAACAUAAAGCCUGCUAAUGCUAUGCGUUUCUUCAUUGAUAUUUUGAUCGACUGUACAAAUAAUUAUUUUCUACCUAAAAUAACAGAAUCAGAUCAUUUUUGGGCAACGGAUUCCAUUUGAUGAAUAGAAUAACGGAGCUAUUAUAAUAAAAUGUAACCCUUUGUUGUUGUUAUGUUCAUCUCCCCGACAGAACUUUACGGACCUCCAAACAAAUGGAUUUUUUCGCUGGUUUAUUAAAGGUUCACAUUAAACAAAAGAAAAGAUAUGCACAUUUAAUCCCUCCCUUGAUUUCUGAUUUCCUCCACAUCACUUGAAACAAGUGCUGCUUUAAAAAAAUCCUCAUCAAAAAAAACAACGAGUAAA